Messenger RNA from Solanum verrucosum, 975 nucleotides. RefSeq lists its product as uncharacterized. Lineage: Eukaryota; Viridiplantae; Streptophyta; Magnoliopsida; Solanales; Solanaceae. The transcript has 5 exons. The coding region runs from base 1 to 975 and encodes 324 amino acids. The record is from RefSeq and is a predicted model, not a curated record.
AUGCGGAUAUCCAAAGUGGCCACAAGCAACUUCAGUCUCGUUAAUCUGUUUGGUGAAGGAACACGUGUUUUUGUUUAUAGAGCAGAUAUCCCUCAUGGAAAGGAAGAACAAUUUAUGGAAGUGAUGCGAAUCGCAUCCACUUUGAAGCACCCUAUUGUUUCACUUGUUAGCUACUCUGUGGGGCAUGGAAACCACUUCCUUGUGUAUGAGUGCAUAAGGAAUGUCACACUUGAUGAUGCCUUGAACCAUGUAGUGUGCAUGCCUCUUACAUGGAGCCUCCGAAUCCACAUUGCUCGAGCAUUGAAUUCAAAACCAGAAGGAGAGCAGUCAGUAGUGGAGUGGGCUUCUUCCAAGCUUCAUGACAGUGAGUCUUUGUUGGAGAUGGCUGAUCCAACAAUAAGGAGAACAAGUUCCACUGGGGUCCCGUCAUCUUCUGAAGGUACUAUCUCCCAAGGUACAAAAACAGAGAAAAGGGAGGACAAGAAGGAGAUUGAAGUUGACAACACUGCUGGUGAGGCAGAGAUUGAAGUUGACAACACUGCUGGUAAUGUAGAGAUUGAAGUUGAUGACAAUGCUGGUGAUGUAGAGAUUGAAGUUGACGACACUGCUGGUGAUGUAGAGAUUGAAGUUGACGACAAUGCUGGUGAUGUAAAGAUUGAAGUUGACGACAAUUCUGGUGAUGUAGAGAUUGAAGUUGAUGACAAUGCUGGUGAUGUAGAGAUUGAAGUUGACAACAAUGCUGGUGAUGUAGAGAUUGAAGUUGACGACAAUGCUGGUGAUGUAGAGGUUGAAGUUGACAACAAUGCUGGUGGUGCAGGAAGGGAACAGGAGGGAGAGGUAGAACAACAACAACAACAACAAUCACUGCAGAUUGAAGUUGCCAACAAUGUUGAUGAUGCAGGAGGGGAAGAGAAGAGGCCAAAUUGGCUUUCUAGAUAUUUUCCCAUAAUAUCCUUUGCUGCUUUCGGGAUAUAA